Molecule: messenger RNA, 1635 nt
Organism: Dovyalis caffra
Lineage: Eukaryota; Viridiplantae; Streptophyta; Magnoliopsida; Malpighiales; Salicaceae
Source: the annotation of a GenBank genome assembly
AUGCUGUUGAGCAAGAAUUACGGGACAGAAGGCAACACGUUCUUGGUCACUAGUGGGUUGGGAUUCAUAGGCUCCGCCUUAUGUCUUGAGCUAGUCUGGCAAGGUGUGAGUCAGAUGCGAGCCUUUGAUCUCCGACCCACUUCUCCAUGGUCUGAUGAUCUCAGUAACCUUAGAGUUCACUUCAUUCAAGGUCCAUCAUCCUUUGUUGCAUUAGAAGAGGUUGUCAAUAAGGUUCUCUCAGAGCCAAUUAGACCACAUUUUGCCAUUGCAAAUGUUAUUGGCAGUGGAGUUGAUUUGAGUGAAAGACUUAAUUUUUUAGCAGCAAAACUUGGUUCCAAAACUCCAAUUAUUGUGUCUUGCGCGAGUGGAAUCAUGGGAAGAGAUGCUGUUACUGAUGAACAUAAGGAGGUGAUGAUGGAUGACUUUUGGGGUGAUGGCGAAUCCAAUUCAGAUUUUGGUAUCAUUUUGACUGUGGGGUUUCUACCAGGACUAAGAGUUGAUGCUAUCCCGCUGGUGCGACCAAGAAAGGCACAUCGAGUGGCAAUUAUUGAUCACUUUGUGAUGAAUAUCAGGGAUUAUGCAUCUUCUGUUUCUGGUUCAACAUCACCACUUGCAAUUAUGAUGUUUGGAGGCGAAGACGCUGACCUGAAACCUGUCAUGGAAAAGUUAGAUCAUGCCAUGCCAAGGGAAACUAUCAUUGUCGGUGAUGAGAGAGCCCGAUUUUUGUACAGAAGUGGCAUAGAAUCAAGAUAUAUCUAUGGGAGUGGUGGUUAUUUUUCUGAUGCAGUUGCUCUUGUAUUUGCAAGGGAUCAAUACAGAAAUUGUGCAGGUGCAGGGCAAAUCCAAUUCCAUGCUGUGCUAUCAACUGGUGUUUCUGCAGUAGGUCCAAGGUACAAGGCAGUAUCUGUCAAAGAGAUUGGAUUUGGGACAGGUCGUAAUACAUGGCUUACUGCCAGAAGAGAAGGAGAACAGGAGAUUCUGGAUGGUCAACGGAUUCUAGAUGAUGUCAAUAAUGAGUUUGUCAUUUAUGAUGCUGAAAGCUUAUGUAUGGAUGUGCAACAGUUGGCAAACAAUGUUGGAUGCCCUGAUCUGUACAUCGGGGUUACUGAACAGAGAAGAUGCUUUGUUGGGUCGGAGAAGUCAAGAAUGAUGACAUUCCUGGUUUUCCAUGGAGUUAUGGGGGGAGAUCAGGAGUACCUUUUUGCUAAUGGAGUUGGUAUCAGAACUGGUGACUAUUUCCAAUUUUACCAUUCAGAUCCAAGCACUGCUUUAUCUUCAUGUAGUAAUGUCUCCAAGUAUUUCAGAAACCUGAAGCUAGACUGGAGUUCUAGAAAAUGCUGUCAUGCAGGUAGUGUUGCUGAUAAUGAUGGUAACAAGGAAGUUGUUGGAGGUUUUGUUUUCUCUUGUUGUGGCCGUGGCGAAUCAUUCUUUGGACAUUGCAAUGUUGAUAGCUCACCAUUCUUGGAUAAUUUUCCUGGGGUCCCAAUGGCGGGAAUAUUUUGUGGUGGGGAAAUCGGGCGUGGCUUUUCAAAAGCAGAUGAAGGCGAAGAAGAUGGGACUUUGCGUUGCUGUCUACAUGCGUAUAGCACUGUGUAUCUGUUGGUUUCUUAUACUCCAGCACCUCCAGAGCAUUAG